Carya illinoinensis is the source of this 1417-nucleotide messenger RNA. RefSeq lists its product as uncharacterized. The coding region runs from base 100 to 306 and encodes 68 amino acids. The record is from RefSeq and is a predicted model, not a curated record. The transcript has 2 exons. NCBI's taxonomy places the organism in Eukaryota, Viridiplantae, Streptophyta, Magnoliopsida, Fagales, Juglandaceae.
GCUUACGUACUAAGUUGUCUUAUACUCCGGAGUUUUGAGCUCCGUGCAUGUGUAAUUAGCUAGCUAGCUGAUUGGCUUGAUAUUUUUUCCCAGAGUUCAAUGGUUUGCUUCUGUUUUAUGGUGGAUCAGAAGAGGAAGGUGAGGAGCACGAAGCCGGUGGCCGGAACUUGCUCCCGGUGCGGUGGAGGAGCCAGCGUCGGCGACAUGAUAACGGCGACACGGUUUUGUUAUGUACCGAUUCAUUGGAAGUCUUGGAAAGCUAUCAUAUGUACUUUCUGUGGAGCUAUUCUUAAAUCUUACAGAUGAACAACUUCAAGCUGUACGAGAGGAGUAACAACGUUAAUUAUCCAUUCCGCCUCCCAAAUCAAAGGAAGCUGCACAUCACAUGAUAAGAUCAACCUCCUUUUAACUUUUAAAUAUCGAACAGGCCAGGUUGGUUCACGACAACAUCUAAUAACCGGUCAGUCCAUUAUGUCUCAAAUAACAGUCCCCAAUAUAUGAGUGACACGUAGACAUUCUAAAUUAAUCCUCACCACACAUCAGAUCUGAAAUUUCCAAAUCGAUUCGUCACCUCUCACAUGGAAAGAAAAUCUCCUCCAGAGUAUCCUCUUCUCCAGACCAACACACUGCCUUCUCCACUGCAAGCCUUCUCUCCAAAGCAUCGUCUUUCUCCAUUGAGCUUCCCUCCGCCCCCCCCCCCCCCCCCGACGGUGCAAGAAAAUCGCAUUCGCUGCUUGUCUGUGAUUGGCCAAAUCAAGUACUACAUGUAUGUUUUUGACUAAUUCUUAUAUGCCCAAGAUCGACGUCCUUCUCUGCUUGUGUUUUAUCUCAAGUGUAUUUUAUGCUUAAAAUUGCAAUAAGUGUAUUUUAUGCCCAGGAUCGUCUACUGCUUGUUUGAGUGCAAGUCUCUACAUAUCAUACAAACAUCAUCUUGCAAGUAUCUAUAUCUCAUGCUCUUUAUUAUACAAAAUUUGUUAAUACCAGCAAAUUGUAAACGUAUUCUGUACAUGAAAGCUUAUAGAUGACUAUUUGAAGCAAAUUGUAACUGUAUUUUAAUUUCUUUUUCUCUUCUUUGGUGGUUUGACGCUUUUUUAGAUGACCAUUUGAAGAUGGAGGGUUGGUGCAUGGAACGUGUUCGACGGGUGACGAAAUUGGUGAUGGGAGAUUGAUGAUGGUAUCGUGCGACGGUGGGCGACGGAAACUACAGUGUGCGAUGGUUUUUUGAAUAGGGCUCAAUUCAAUUUCUGAAGGGGUGAGGAGAAGAUGUGUUUUAUCAUCUAGCGUGAUGAGCCUAUUGUAAUUUAUGUGAAAUUGCUAAUGUGGCAAAAUGUUACUGAAGGGCUAUUAAUGUCUCAAUGUCGAAUGGAUCGCUGCAAAGCAUUUCUAUUAUAAUUAAUGUGCCUUAAGAACUUUAGCA